This is a messenger RNA of Asparagus officinalis (garden asparagus), 354 nucleotides long. Its product is annotated as inactive leucine-rich repeat receptor-like protein kinase CORYNE. The transcript has a single exon. Gene Ontology annotation, cellular component: plasma membrane. NCBI's taxonomy places the organism in Eukaryota, Viridiplantae, Streptophyta, Magnoliopsida, Asparagales, Asparagaceae. Gene Ontology annotation, molecular function: ATP binding; protein kinase activity. Bases 1 to 354 code for a protein of 117 amino acids. The record is from RefSeq and is a predicted model, not a curated record. Gene Ontology annotation, biological process: protein phosphorylation.
AUGAGCUUAAGGGCCUAUGUUAGAGAACAUGAUCGGUUGUUUUUGGUGUACGAUUAUAUUGCCAGUGGGAGCUUGGAGGAUGCAAUGAAGAGGGUGAGGUCAGGUCAAUUGAGCCUUGGAUGGGAUGCAAGACAUCGGAUUGCAGUUGGCAUUGUGAAAGGGUUGAGGUAUUUGCACCUUGAGUGUAGCCCAAGGAUCUUGCAUCAUAGGUUGAAGCCAGGGAAUAUGAUUUUGGAUGUGGGUUUUGAACCGAGAUUGGGGGAUUGUGGAUUGGGGGGAUUGCUUCCUGCUCGAGUCGAUGCUUUGGGUUGUGAGUGUUAUGCUGAUCCAGAGUGCUUCCAGAGUUGCAGGUAA